Sciurus carolinensis (gray squirrel) is the source of this 2694-nucleotide messenger RNA. It is a transcript of the gene Rnf227, whose product is annotated as ring finger protein 227. Bases 72 to 647 code for a protein of 191 amino acids. The record is from RefSeq and is a predicted model, not a curated record. Gene Ontology annotation, molecular function: ubiquitin protein ligase activity. NCBI's taxonomy places the organism in Eukaryota, Metazoa, Chordata, Mammalia, Rodentia, Sciuridae. The transcript has 2 exons. Gene Ontology annotation, biological process: protein ubiquitination.
CCCGGCCACAGGAAGGUCCGCUUGUUGUCUGCGGCUGAGUGCGCAGCGCUCUAAAAUCCGCGGCGGGCACGAUGCAGCUACUGGUGAGGGUGCCCUCUCUCCCCGAGCGAGGCGAGCUGGACUGCAAUAUCUGCUACCGGCCCUUCAACCUCGAGAGCCGCGCGCCCCGUCGCCUACCUGGCACGGCGCGCGCCCGCUGCGGCCACACGCUAUGCACCGCCUGCCUAAGCGAGCUGGCAGCGCGUGGUGACGGCAGAAGUACGGCCGCGCGCGUGGUGCGACUGCGCCGCGUUGUCACGUGUCCCUUCUGCCGCGCCCCCUCUCCGCUUCCGCGCGGCGGCGUCACGGAGGUCGCUGUUGACCCGGGCUUGUGGUCACGACUGGAGGAAAAAGCGCGGGCUGCGCGCGAACGAGAUGCUGCAGGGAGCCUGGCCAAGGAAAACUGCGAUACCGAAGGAGAGACAGACGACAAAGAAGAGGAGUGCGAGGAGAGGGCGGGACCUAGAAGCGUGGGGUGGCGCGCGCUCCUGCGGCUCUGGGAUAGGGUCCUGGUGCCCGCGCGCCGCUGGCGGCGUCCUCUGCCUAGCAACGUGCUCUACUGUCCAGAGAUCAAGGACAUUGCCCAUGUAACCUGUUGCACGCUGUAAACGAGGAAUCUGGAAGCUACAGCAGAAGAAAGGUGGGAGCUGCAGCCUCAGGCGUACUCUAGUAAGGGGGACUGAUGUCAAGACUACCCCCUCUCUGAUCGCGGGAUUGGCACGUGAUGGAAUUGAGCCAGGGCAGAAGGAAACGCCCUGGGAGAUGCUGAUGCUGAGAUGGGAGCCUCCUAGACGAACUCGCCCCCAUCUAUUGAUUGCCAGCAUUACAUUUUCAGGCCCAGGAAUGAUAUAAACAAAGCCUACAUUACUGUGGGAAGAAAACAAACUGUUUUCUUAACUGUGGCUUUGGCUUUUGUCCAGGUCCGCUGUGGUGUGUGGGAGCAACAGGUCCCAUUUUAGCAGUUGUCAAUGGUUUGAACAUUUUAAAAAGAUGGAACGGGAAAGAGGCUUAUUUUUGUGUCAUGUUAAUUUCUGGUAUGCCUACUGUCUCCCCACUCCCAGUUCUGUUCCAGAAAUUACUGAGAUGCCUCCCUGCCUGUGAUUACGUUCUGGCCUCAUUUCACAAUCUCUCUCCAGCCUGUGAGGGCAGGUAUCAGAAGGUCCAGAAGGCAUCAUAUGAGGCACCUAAUUAGGGCUUAUCAAGGAUGGAACGGAGAGUCAUUUGACAUCAAAAUAUAAACUUUUGAUAUUAUCUGUAUUUUUUUAUAGUCACAGGGACACCCUGGCACUACCAAAAAGAGGUGCUUUUAUAAUUUUAAACUUGUGCCCUGUAAUGAAACCUAUUGCAUGUCCUAAAUGCUAUUUUACGACCUAUAAAUAUCUUACGAGUAGUGUCAUAAUCAAAGACCAGCAGUGUUGGUGUCAGUAUGGAGCUUGUUGGAAGCGUAGAAUCUCAAGAUCCUACCCAAAUUUACUGAAUCAUACUCUGCAUUUUAAUGAUCCUAUGUAACUUGUGUGCAUGUUAAAAGUUUAAGAAAUAUUGGUCAAGAUCCUAGACACACUCUAGGACAUCAUCAUCUGUGGACAGAUGAUUUAAAACACAAUUGAUAUACUAUCUUAUUGAUAGGUCUAAAUAACAUUCUAUUGAUGAAGAAGUUAGUGUUACACUUUUCUGAGUUAAAAAUGUUAAUUUAAGCUGGGUGUAGUGGUUCAUACUGGGUGUAGAGCACCUGUAAUCCCAGCUACUCAGGCUGAGGCUGAAGGAUCGCAAGACCCGGUCCCCUUCACCUCGAAACAAAACAAAACAAAAAAAGUGACAAGUAUGGGUCUCGGUUGUUUAGUUUUGUCUCCAGGCUUUAUUAUUAUUGACAAUCAUGAAAGUAUCCAUUUAUUUUUAAGCUAGAAACUUUUGUGUGUGCUACUGGGGAUUGAACCAGGCACUCUACCACUGAGGUACAUCUCCAACCUUUUUUUUUUUAUUUUGAGGCAGGUUCUCACUAAAUUGCUAAGGCUGGCCCCCUCAGCCUCAUGAGUCACUGAGAUCCCAGGAAUGCUCUACUCCUGGCUAAAUUUCUAUGUUUCUGGGUUUUAUUUGCUUGUUUUACAGUACUAGGGAUUGAACCCAGGGUACUUUACCACUGACCUACAUCCCCAGUCCUUUGUAUUCUGAGACACGAUCUUGCUAAACUGCUUAGGACCUAAGUUGCUGAAGCUGGCCUCAAACUUGGGAAUCCUGCCUCAGCCUCCCCAACAGCUGGAAUGUGGCAUGUGCCACUGUGCCUAGUUUUAAAAAUUUUUUUGACUUUGAGAUUGUCUGCCAAGUUACCAAAGCUGGCCUUGAACUUGUGAUCCUCCUGCUUCAGCCUCCUGAACUGCAGGGAUUAUAGGCAUGCACCACUACCCCUGCUAAACAUGUUUUGGCAUUUUCCUGUUCUUAAUUCUCAGUUUAAAUGUUCCCUCUUUUGAGAGCUCUCUUCCCCAUCCUUUGUAACAUAAUGCCUUAUUUUCACUUUUAUUUUCUGAUAUUUCACAUUUUAUGGUUGAACUCUACUGAGUAUAAGCUACAUGGGAGCAAUGACUGACUUGUGACUUUUAUCUCCAGGGCCAACCGCAGUGUUAAUGUAUAGUACAUAUCCAAUAAAUGUUUGUUGCCUUU